AUAAUGGCAUAUACCACUCGGUUGACUGUGUAUCCAUUGAGUCUUAAGUGCAUUCGGGUAGAAAGUAACUAAUUUUUUUUUUAUCAGUAAAAUAGAAAUUAACUAAUGUUGACAGCUGGUAGAAGUUGGUAAUUAGAAGGGAGGCUAAGGUAGUAGGUCGGUAGCCUUCUCUUCUCUAAUAAAUGCCUAUAAUUGAUCUUUUUUCUGGUUUCUGUCGUGAGUCGUGUCGUGACCAUCUCAUCAUGGGCAACUAUUACUGUUGUCUAAGCUACUUUCCUCAUUGUCGGCCUCCAUUCUCAACAUCCCUGGUAUAUUUUUGUCCGCGUUUGAUAAUAAACUUUUGAAUUGUGGUUGUUACAAUCAAAGUUUCCAGAAUGGCAGGAAGAAUAUUGUAAGAAAAGAAGGCGGUAAAGAGAUAUGUAGAGCACAAUUUCCAUGUCCUGCUACUCCAACAAAGGGUGUUCGGUUUCCUAAAAUAAGUUAUAUAUACAAGCUCGAUUCACCAAAGUAAUUCACUACCAGAUCUAAUAAAUGUAUCAUGUGACCACCAUAGUUUACUGAAGUAGCCAAGAAAGCCUUUUAUUUUUUACUCUUCUCCUGCUAUCUUUGUUCUAUUUCUUUCUCUCUAUUAAGGGUUGAUAAAAUUGACAAGAAACGAGAUAAGAUAGAGAAGAGGGGACUUUCUUAUAAUCAUCAUUCUAAUAGGAAGUAAGGCUGAAAAGAAACCGUAUGUAAGUAACAAAAGCAGAAAAAAAAGUGAAGACCACCUUUCUAGAAUUUGUUUUUCUGCUCAGAUACUUGUAGGUUGGAUCCAAUUGCUGGUGCAUUGAACAAAAAGCCGCCAAGAUUAUGGUGAUUCUUUCCACGUUGCCACCAAACUAUUCAGUUUUCUUUCACCGAAGUGCUCCUUUUUUGCCAUCAAAGUUUCCAUCGAGAGUUGCUUGUCACAGAGAUGUUUCUCUAACACCCCAAACGACUUUUAGCAUACAACGGAGAGAAAAACAUGCAAACCAUAGUUGCAACAAAUUUUUUAUCCAUGCUGCAAGGAAUGAUCAUCAUAUAAGCUAUGAUGAUGGCUUGCCUGAAGAGCCCUUUUUGCUAUCAUUGAUCAAAGAUGUCAUAUGGGGGCUAAAAUAUUUAUUUGUAUUUUUGGCUGAGCAACCUAGCCAGCUGAAAUACGUGGAGUGGCCAAGUUUUAGCAGUACGCUGAGGACAGCGAUUCUGACUCUUAUCCUGGUUGCGUUGCUUAUUGUUGCAUUAUCAUCUGUUGAUUCGGCUCUCUGCUAUCUUCUGGCUCUAGCUCUUAGGAAAAAACCAUAACCUGGUGGUGUUGCCAAUGGUACCAUAAUAUAUAAGCAUUUGAUCUGAUGCUUGUAAUUUAUGUAAGGUCUAUCCUUAUUACCAUGUAAAUCUUAACUCCUAUUUUGAACUGGAAUGGAUUAUGUUAUUCAAGAACCUUUUAUCAAAGCCA
Molecule: messenger RNA, 1471 nt
Organism: Vigna radiata var. radiata (mung bean)
Lineage: Eukaryota; Viridiplantae; Streptophyta; Magnoliopsida; Fabales; Fabaceae
Exons: 6
Coding region: 850-1320 (156 amino acids)
Biological process (GO): protein targeting
Cellular component (GO): membrane
Source: RefSeq, a predicted model, not a curated record